This is a messenger RNA of Phragmites australis (common reed), 3379 nucleotides long. Its product is annotated as kinesin-like protein KIN-14K. The transcript has 22 exons. Gene Ontology annotation, molecular function: microtubule motor activity; microtubule binding; ATP binding. NCBI's taxonomy places the organism in Eukaryota, Viridiplantae, Streptophyta, Magnoliopsida, Poales, Poaceae. Bases 217 to 3207 code for a protein of 996 amino acids. The record is from RefSeq and is a predicted model, not a curated record. Gene Ontology annotation, biological process: microtubule-based movement.
GAAAUCCCCCGACCCCGACCUACGCGAGAAAACAACGAACCAUUCCGAAACGAAACAAAGAGCACAGAGCCCAAAGCGCCCGGCGCCCGUGGGGAGAGGCAAAACCCCGCGCCGCAUUGCCCCGAAACCCUCCGAUUCGCCCUCGACCGGAGCUCAAAUCCGCCCAAUCCCGCCGGCGGCAGACUCGAUCUGGGCCGGGGCCACCGGCGGCGAGGAAUGGGGAGCGUGGACGGCGAGGUCGAGGGGAUCCACGCAGCUAAUCGGCGUGCGGAGGUGGUUGAAUGGCUCAAUGCCUUACUCCCGGAAUUUAGUUUGCCAUCGGAUUCGUCCGAUGAAGAGCUGCGAGAGCUGCUCAGUGACGGCACGGUCCUGUGCCAUAUUGUGAGCACACUCAUCCCCGGUGUUCUUGAGGGGUCGUGGGGCAGUUAUGCAUCGUCGGAUCAGAGGUCGGGCAGUGUGAAGAAGUUCCUCUCAGUGCUUGCUGAUAUGGGGCUGCCAGGUUUCAGUGUGAAGGAUCUCGAUGAGGGAUCAAUGUCUUCUGUAGUGGAAUGUCUCUUGGUUCUGAGGGACAGCGUGGAUCCUCGAUUAGGUGAUGGUACUCCACUGGAUGUUGACAAGACUCCUGUAAGAAAACAAUGGGGAGUUCCGGAAAUGGACAGGCCUCAAGUUCCUGGUGCAGCACAAGGGAAAAGAUCCCCUGGAGAGGGCAGAAGACAUGGACAAAAGUUUCGAGAAGUUUUCCAAUUAAAACGUGGAUCCUAUUCUGAUCUUCCAGCUGGCAAGAUUUCAGAGAUGAUGCAUUCUAACAGCUUAGAUAAGGCACCAACUCAGUCACUUGUUAGUGUUGUUAAUGGCAUUUUGGAUGAAAGCAUAGAGAGGAAAAAGGGAGAAAUACCACAUCGUGUAGUUUACUUACUGAGGAAAGUCGUUCAAGAGAUUGAGUGUCGUCUCUGUAUGCAAGCAGAGCACAUAAGAAGUCAAAAUAUUAUCAUCAAGACAAGAGAAGAGAAGUACCGUUCAAAAAUUAAAGCACUUGAAAUAUUAGUAAAUGGCACAAAUGAAGAAAACCAGAUGGCAAUAAACAGACUUCGGAUAAUCAAGGAUGAUAAUUCAAAAAUUGAAGAGAGAAGAAAACUUGGUGAACAAGAUGUUGUUCGAUUAAUGAAAGAGAAAGAGCAUUCCGAAAACAUUAUAACAAGCCUCAAGAAUCAAAUGGAAGAUAUGAGCAGAAUGCACGAACAACAGCUUGAGAAAAUUGAAAGAAAGGCAAAGCAAAUGGAGGAACAGCUAACUAACAAAGUUAAGGAAGUUGAGUAUCUUUUACUGCAAUCAAACAAGAAAAUUGAAGAAGUUGAGUCUGUCUCCGAGUUAAAAUCACAAUUGUGGAACAAGAAGGAGAACAUUUUUCAGAGUUACAUGGAUAAUCAACAACUGCAUGUCAAGGACAUAAGGAUAACAUCACGAUCAGUAAAGAAUGAUAUCUAUACCCUUCAAAUGAAGUGGAGAGAUGAAAUGUCAAAUUUAGGAUCUGGUUUGAAAUGUUUGUUUGAUGCUGCUGAAAAUUAUCACAAAGUUCUGGCCGAGAACCAGAAGUUGUUCAAUGAAGUGCAAGAAUUAAAAGGCAAUAUAAGGGUAUAUUGUCGUGUAAGACCAUUUCUUCCGGGUCAAGACAAAAAAUCUACCACAGUUGACUACAUUGGUGAAAAUGGUGAGCUUCUUAUUUCAAAUCCAUUUAAGCAAGGAAAAGAUGGACACCGGAUGUUCAAGUUUAACAAAGUGUUUAGUCCAAUGUCUUCUCAAGCUGAGGUUUUCUCAGACAUACAACCUUUGAUUCGAUCAGUUCUCGAUGGAUUCAAUGUGUGUAUUUUUGCAUACGGCCAGACAGGUUCUGGCAAAACUUACACUAUGAGUGGACCUAGCACAUCGAAGCAAGAUUGGGGUGUCAAUUAUCGAGCUUUGAAUGAUUUGUUUGAUAUUUCACUAAGUAGGAGAAACGCCUUCUCCUAUGAGGUGGGAGUACAAAUGGUUGAGAUAUACAAUGAACAAGUGCGUGAUCUUUUGUCCAAUAAUAUUGCACAGAAACGACUCGGAAUUUGGAACACUUCUCAGCCUAAUGGGCUUGUUGUCCCAGAUGCAAGCUUGCAUCAAGUUAAAUCAACAUCAGAUGUAUUAGACUUGAUGGAAAUUGGACAAGCAAAUAGAGCAGUUGGUUCAACCGCUCUCAAUGAAAGGAGUAGCCGAUCCCACAGCAUUUUGACUGUACAUGUUCGGGGGGUGGAUUUGAAGAACGGAUCCACCUCUAGGGGCUGUUUACAUCUCAUUGAUCUUGCUGGAAGUGAAAGGGUUGAGCGGUCUGAAGCAACUGGGGAUAGAUUAAAAGAGGCUCAACACAUCAACAGAUCACUCUCUGCUUUAGGUGAUGUGAUUUUUGCUUUGGCACAGAAAAAUGCCCAUGUGCCAUACAGAAACAGCAAGCUAACACAAGUUCUUCAAAGUUCUUUAGGUGGACAAGCAAAGACACUAAUGUUUGUUCAAAUAAAUCCUGAUGUUGAGUCGUAUUCAGAAACUAUAAGCACUUUAAAGUUUGCUGAAAGGGUGUCUGGAGUAGAGUUAGGUGCUGCGAGAAGUAACAAAGAGGGAAAAGAUAUAAAAGAGCUGUUAGAACAGGUUGCAUCUUUGAAAGAUACGAUUUCACGCAAAGAUACGGAAAUUGAGCAGCUCCAACUCAUCAAAGACAAAGUUAAAUCUACAAAUUUAUCGUUUGAUAGAAAUGGGGCUGGCUUCUUGAUGAACACAAUAAACCAACCGAGCCAACUAUUAUUGGGUGAAAGAAUACUUAAGUCUACUGACAGAGUUCUAUCAGAUCCGCAGAGUUAUGCCGAGGUGAAUGGAGAUCAUGAUCAUAAUUCGCCCACUGACACUACACAUGUGGGCUUGGAUGAAGCAGAAUAUGAAGAUAACGCAUCUGACGAUGGUUUAUCAGCGGGAGAAGCUGAGUAUUCCAACUCAGACAGAACUGCUGAGAUGACAACGGAACGGAUGCAUAGAGUUCCAUCAAGAAUAACCAGAUUUUCUCUCACAAAGAAUGGGCAGCCGUCCAGAUCAAAACCAAGGGAUGCUGUCUUGCAGACUCCGAGUCAUACCAAAGCUCCAACAAACCAGUUUACAGGAGGCUCGUCAGCGAGAGGCUCUAAGAGAUGGCAAUAGUAGAGCACCGUUCGGAUGCUCGUUUGUAUCUUGCAAAUCGAACAUCAUGAAAUGCCCAUUUGUGUGCCAAAUGUUCUGACGUGUGUCAAGACUGGUGCAUAUUGUACAUCGGUAUACUGCUUAUUUGUUGCCGGGUAAUUCCUACUUUGCUGGGAAUUAUUGUGCUUUUCCG